This is a messenger RNA of Carica papaya (papaya), 1681 nucleotides long. It is a transcript of the gene DGAT2, whose product is annotated as diacylglycerol acyltransferase family. Lineage: Eukaryota; Viridiplantae; Streptophyta; Magnoliopsida; Brassicales; Caricaceae. Gene Ontology annotation, cellular component: endoplasmic reticulum membrane. Gene Ontology annotation, biological process: triglyceride biosynthetic process. Gene Ontology annotation, molecular function: diacylglycerol O-acyltransferase activity. The record is from RefSeq and is a predicted model, not a curated record.
UUUUGCAGGUAUUAAUUAUCUAUUGAUACAGAACGAAAGCGAAGUAAGUGACGAUCAAAGAUUUGGGCUUUAGGCCCAGAAUCUGAAGCUUUUAUUAUUUGAAAAAGAAGUAUUAUUAAUGGAUCAAUCGGUCAGCGGUAUGCACACAGGAGAGCAUGUGGCAGACGGAACUUCCAAGGAAAAAAUGAUGAUGAUGGUGAUGACUCUGCAAACGAUACGUGUUCAUUAGAGUACAAACGAAAGCAGGUGUGACAAACUUGAAAGGAGGAUUUUGUAUUAUUCUUCUUUUUUUUGUAAUAGUUUUUGUACAGAAGGAGAACGAAAGACCCAAUUCAGUUUAAUUAACAAGAAGUUCUCAAAUCAAUUGAUUGAUGGUAAUGGAGGGCCAACGGGAAUUCCAUGGACGGGAAGAAUUCAAUUCAAACAUAAUGCAUACAAUGGCGGCACUUGCGAUAUGGCUGGGUGCUAUCCACUUUAACUUCCUUUUGAUCCUCUUUUCAAUUUUAUGCCUCUCUUUUUCCAAAUGCCUUCUGGUGUUUGGAAUACUUGUGCUUUUCAUGGUCAUUCCCAUCGAUGAUCGUAGCAAAUUUGGGCGAAGACUCUCCAGGUAUAUAUGUAAGCAUGCUUGUAGUUAUUUCCCCGUCACGCUUCACGUUGAGGAUUACAGUGCCUUCCAUCCCGAUCGUGCUUAUGUGCUUGGGUACGAACCGCAUUCGGUUUGGCCAAUUGGAGUUGUUGCCCUCGCUGAUCUUACAGGUUUCAUGCCUCUUCCAAAGAUUAAGGUCCUUGCCAGUAGCGCUGUUUUCUACACACCUUUUUUGAGGCACAUAUGGACCUGGUUAGGUCUUACUGCUGCAACUAAGAAAAACUUUACUUCCCUCUUAAAAGCUGGUCACAGUUGCAUCAUUGUGCCUGGUGGAGUGCAGGAGGCCUUUCACAUGCGGCGUGGCUCUGAGGUUGCAUUCCUCAAGACAAGAAGAGGGUUUGUUCGCAUAGCCAUGGAACAUGGCACCCCCCUUGUUCCAGUUUUCUGCUUUGGGCAGUCAAAUGUCUACAAUUGGUGGAAGCCUGGUGGGAAAUUCUUCCUAGAACUUUCUAGAGCAAUCAAGUUUACCCCAUUUAUCUUUUGGGGAAUUUUUGGAUCUCCAUUACCUUACCAACAUCCUAUGCAUGUGGUAGUUGGUAGACCUAUUGAGCUAAAGAAAAACCUGCAACCAACUAUGGAAGAGGUAGCAGAAGUACACAGUCAAUUUGUUGAAGCACUUCAAGAUCUUUUUGAAAGACACAAGGCUCGGGUUGGCCAUCCUGAUCUCCAAUUGACAGUUCUAUAACAAGAAUGUUUGUUGCUUGUACUCCCUUUAUCUUCAUGUGGUCGAAUGUUUAUCUAUGUUCCAGCUUGUGUGUAAUUCAAUCACUUGGCCAGCUUCAUGUUUAGGCAUUGUAUUAGUCAGUUGCUUAGCUAGGAAAUAAAACUUGUGGGUCUGGCUGUGAUUAGUGAUGGAGCAAAGCAAGCCAGGAGAAUCAUUUACUUUCAACGUGAUUUCUUGAGUAUCCUAAUUUCUACCAAGAAAGAUUCAAUGGUUCUCUAAAUUCCAGAAGUGUUGACCUGACUAAUUAGAAUGGGCACGUGGAAAAUUGUUCUUUCUUUUAUUGAUAAGUUGGUGCAGAAGUUUUUGGGUUA